AUGGCCUCCAAAAAGAUCAUCACUGUCUUCGGUGCUACCGGCAAACAAGGCGGCUCAAUCGUUGAGAAAUUCAUUUCUGACCCAAAGCUCAAAGAUGAAUGGGCUGUUCGAGGUGUCACUCGCGAUGUCUCCAAGGACUCAGCCAAGGCACUGGCUUCGCGAGGUGUCGAGGUUGUUAGUGCCGACAUGGACGACAAGGAGUCUGUCUUCAAGGCUGUAGCUGGCUCCCACACAGUUUUCAGCGUAACCAAUUACUGGGAGAAGUUGAGCAAGGAUGGCGAGACACAGCAAGGCAAAAACAUUGCAGAUGCUGCCAAGGAAGCAGGAGUCCAACACUUCAUCUGGAGCACUCUCAUCAACGUCACAAACGUGAGCAAGGGAAAGCUCACAAAGGUCUACCACUUUGACAGCAAGGCCGAGGUCGACGCCUACGUGCGCAGCCUCGGCAUCCCUACCACGUUCUUCCUGGCAGGCUUUUACCUGAGCAACUUCGAAGCGCCAAUGUGGUUCCGCCAGACCGGUCCCGACAACGCCUGGACGUUUUCCAUGCCGGGGCCCAUCACGUCGCCGGUGCCCUUGUACGACGUGCGCGACACGGGCAAGUACGUAAAGGCGAUCGUGCUGAACCGCGACGCGCUGCUGGGCGGUCGCGUGCUGGCCGCCACCGAGUACCAGACGUUUGAAGAGAUGUUGGUGGACUUCAGGCGCACCUUCCCGAAGGAUGGUGCCAACGCCCGGUUCUACGAGUUGUCGGAUGAGCAGUAUCUCGAGGGCGUCAGGAGCGCCGGCAUGCCCGACUUUGUGGGCGAAGAGCUGCUCCAAAACAUACAACUGCUCAGCCAGUUUGGGUACUACGGCGGCGAGAGCCUUGACGAGACGCGCAAGCUGGUCGAGGGCGUCGGCGAGAGGCUCACCACCUGGGCUGAGUGGUUGCCGCAGUCUGAAGUUUUUAAGAAUCUCCAAUGA
Pyricularia oryzae 70-15 is the source of this 966-nucleotide messenger RNA. RefSeq lists its product as uncharacterized. Bases 1 to 966 code for a protein of 321 amino acids. The record is from RefSeq and is a predicted model, not a curated record. The transcript has 3 exons. NCBI's taxonomy places the organism in Eukaryota, Fungi, Ascomycota, Sordariomycetes, Magnaporthales, Pyriculariaceae.